AUGGUGACGAGAAAGCCUGUCCCCUCUCGCGAUCCCGAGCCAGCUGCCUCAGCGCCGUAUCCUGCCUCUCCUAUAGCUCCUUCUGCACCCAACGGCCACGCGGCUGCCUAUCAACCACCGCACGACUCCGAUCUCUCACUACAGCGAACUAGGAGCAGUUCGGCUUCCUCGCACAACACAUGGAACUCUGGCUUCUCUUCUGAUCACGAAGACGACAGCAAUGAACAGCCAAAGCCAGAUUCGGCAGACAUUCCUGCUUCACUAAGAGUUGGUCGUCCUCAAGCUCCAGAAGCUCAACACUCUUUCCAAUCGCAUAACCCAUACCACAAUCUGCACAACCAAUCCCAACAGCCGACGCAAUCUCAGCCUCUGCCAUAUCCUUCCGAAGACAGCCAGUCAAUAUGGAGCUCAACACCUGCCCAUCCCACUACUGCUCCUCCAGCCCCACCAUCAUAUCCUCCUCCUUCUUUACCUCCUGCGCCUACCUUCGCUGCCCUGUCGCUGGACGACCAUGUGCAGCAAGAUACCCAUAAUACAACACUUGAACCACCGCCUCCAGAAAUACCUCAGAAAAGCAGUAGAAGAAGUCUGAUCUCGCAAACAUCCUCGAACCCAUGGCAACAAGACCUCGACAGAGAACAAACCUUACAAAAUCCCUGGCAAUCUACUCCUAGCCCUCAACCACACCAGCUUGAUACUAUCUUCCACNCCUCCUCCAGGUCCACCUCCCUCGCAUGCCUUCCCCAACAACUCCCAGCCCACGCCCUCUCCUCCCCACCUGCUCCUGCUGCGCCGAACUUGGCUUUUAAUGCUCCUUCUGUUGCUCCUCCCGCCCCUCCGCUUCCGAACCAUCACUAUGGUCCUCCCGCGAACCAACAACCCUCUCCUGCGUCGCAAGCGUCUCAUGCUGUUCCAGCGCCCACUCAGCCAGAAACUUUGUCCUCACAUCCUCCUACUCUUCCUCCUGUCAGACAAGAAGAAUCUCUUAUAGACUUCAGCACCGACAAUGCUCUUCCGCCUCAAGCAACGGGUCCUCAACCGCUUAACACGCCUCAACCUGAACAUAGCACUAAUCUUUCUGCGCCGAUUCAAUCUGCUGAAGAGUUACUCAGUAAACAACGCAACGAGACGUACCAGAUCAAGCAUAUCAACUGGUUCGAUGCAACCGCCGGACCUAAUGGCCAUAUGCGACGCAGUCCCAUCUUGACGCAGAAUGCCAACGGUCCUUGUCCUCUGCUUGCUCUUGUCAAUGCUCUGACUCUGUCAGCGCCCGAGUCGCCCAAGACAGUCCUGGUUGAUACUCUCAGCUCACGCGAACAAAUCAGCCUCGGUCUUCUCUUGGAUGCUGUUUUCGAGGAGCUCGCAAGGAGAACCGAGAUCUCGAGCAAAGCACUCCCCGAUGUUGGCGAGCUCUACACCUUCCUCAUCACAUUACACACUGGCAUGAAUGUAAAUCCGCGAUUUGUUGCUGCCCAGGAUGCUCCGCAAGGACAACCCGGCUGUUUCGACGAGACGAGAGAAAUGCGCCUCUACAGCGCAUUCGAAAUGCCUCUCUUCCACGGCUGGGUUCCGCUCUCUAAUUCAUCAGCUUACGAAGCUUUUGACCGCUCAGCCAAAACCUUCGAUGACGCACUAAACAUUGAGACUGCCCAGGCUGAGCUUGAGCACAAGCUAGGGACUGAUGGACUAUCAACCCAAGAACAGCAGAUGUUUGAGGAUAUCAUCUUCGUUAAAGAGUUUCUCACGACCUACCCCACUCAGCUGACUGAUCAUGGUCUCAAGCUGAUUGCAAACUUCCUGCGACCAGGUCAAAUCGCCAUCUUGUUUAGAAACGAUCACUUCUCGACACUGUACAAGCACCCAAGAAGUGGCACGCUCAUGAAUCUCGUGACGGAUGCAGGCUACUCGUCUCACGAUGAAAUUGUCUGGGAGAGCUUGGUAGACGUCAGUGGUGCAGCUGGCAGUUUCUUUUCCGGUGAUUUCAGACCAGUAGGAAACACCUCGUCCGGAACUCAAAACGAAAAUGACUGGCAGACUGUACCUACACGAAACCACCGCAGCUCGCACAGUGGUACUGCUGAUUCGUCCCAAUCACAGCCACCAGCGGAACCUCGCGGACACGGGUCGGAACAGGAGGAUGCUGACCUAGCUCUGGCUCUUCAACUCCAGGAGGAAGAAGAGGACCAACAGCGCCGUGCCCAAGCAGCCCGACGAAGAGAAGAAGACGAGCUCUCACGCCAGUUCCUUGAGCGUGAAUCUGCGUCUUCCGGGCGUAGCCCCACCUCAGAGCAGCGUCCGCCAGUCCCUCCUCGAAGGAGCAAUAUGGGCAACAACAACAAUUCCAUCCCUUCCCGCAACGGCCCGCCUCCGACAGCAGACGCACCGUACAUCCGAGAAAGAGACGAUGGCGAUGAGGAACCACCUACAUACGAGCAGGCGGCUUCUGACAGACCAUUCCGACCAGCUGGUGCGACACGAGAUCCAAGGCAAGGGGAUGCUCUAGGUGCACUGACAGCGCUACAGAUGCAACAAGGUCCUUUCGCCAACCAGAACGGUAGUAACCCCAGCAUUCAAUCACCAUCUAUGCAUCGCAGACGCUCGAGUGCACUGAAUCUUGGGCGGACCAACAGCAACUCUCAGCGGCUCAGAAGGCGUGAGAGUCAAGGCCACGUUCUCCAGACUGCAGCGAGCCCUCAACCUGCACCACAAUAUUCUGGCUACGUUCCUCCUGGGACUGGUGGUAGAAUGACUCAGGCCGAAAGAGAAGAACGGUGUAUUGUGAUGUAG
This is a messenger RNA of Aureobasidium musti, 2787 nucleotides long. NCBI's taxonomy places the organism in Eukaryota, Fungi, Ascomycota, Dothideomycetes, Dothideales, Saccotheciaceae. The record is from the annotation of a GenBank genome assembly.